Molecule: messenger RNA, 4756 nt
Organism: Paramuricea clavata
Lineage: Eukaryota; Metazoa; Cnidaria; Anthozoa; Malacalcyonacea; Plexauridae
Source: the annotation of a GenBank genome assembly
CAAAGAUAUUUAGCAGUAAGAAUCUCAUCAGUAUCUUGGUAAGAUUACUGAACGAAAGAGUGGUAUUCCUUUUGCUAGAUGAAAAACUACAAUUUCAGGUAUGAAUCAAUUAGUAAUAUUAAAGUAAAAAGGAUCAUUACCAAAUUGAAAUUUUACAUACUAACUCAUUUUCGUAUUUUCUUUCCAUAUAGUAUGAUACGAGUUGUUGGUCUGACAGUGGCAUUUGUGUGUUUUAUGUUUCAAAGGUAAGCAGCAAUAUCAGAAUAUCAGCCGCUUAAUCGUUUAGCGCUUAGGACGCUUAGGACUUAGAUCUUAAGCGCUUAGGACAGCAAUGUAUAGGCGCUAUAUAAAUAUCAUUAUUAUUAUUAUUAUUAUUAUUAUCGUUGCUCGUAUAGGAGGUUGGCUUCAUCCCUGUUUACAUUACAAUAUGGACCCAAUGAAUCAAGUAUAUGAGAACGAGCGAAUACCAUCCCCUUAUUGAAGCAAAAUUAAAAUCUGAUUUAGAAGAGCAAUGGAGACAAAAUGACCUUGAAGCUGUCGGAUUUUUAAUCGAAUAUAAAUUCUGCUCUCACUAGACUGGGUUUUUAAUGAAAAGCUCACCAAUUUUUAUCUUGACUACUUGAACUGAGCAGAUUUCCGUUGUGAAAUUGAAAGAAAAUCCCAGAGCAGAUGGUUUAUCUAUGUGAUGACAAUACUGCGUUCAAUUUCCCUCUUUAGUUUUGCCGAGAAAAAGGCAUAUGACUGACUUACAAUAGCUGGAAAAUGACCUCAUUGAAUCACAAGUCGGUUAAAUUCAGUAUUUCUGGACCGUUUUAAGUCUCUAACAGAAAUUGCUCUGUACCUUUUCUUAAAGUUAUUUCACUCUGAAAUGUCCAGCUACAACUGUAUUUAGAAUGGUAUACGGGGGUUUUCAUUCCCAUUCUUCAUGAGUCACCGUGGGGGCUGGGGGGCCACCGUGGGGGCUGGGGGGCCACCAUGGGGGCUGGGGGCCCCAGUUGUAUAGUUAAAAAAUGCCUUGACUUUUAGAUUACUUUGACCGACACACUUUCAGUUGGGUUCAUUAUAGGCUUUACCAAUCAGUCUAUCAUUUUCAUUAGGAUUCUAGACACUCCAAAUGUGUAGAUAAUAAGCUUUAAGUUAGAAUCAAUCUAUUGUUGUUGUUGUUGUUGUUGUUGUUGUUCAUGCUAGUUCCCCGUCGUUAGCAACAGCUACCGUUCCAUUUAUUAAUGGCAUGCGACUCGGAACUUCUUUCGACUCUGACAAAUUUCGCGUUGGAUACGAUCUGGUUGGGGACGCCGUACGGGGCAAUGCAAUUGAGAGCCGUCAUGACAUGUCUAAAAUGAAGUUUAAGAUGAUCAAAUCUCAAAAAGAUGUCAGCGAUGUUUUGGAUAUCUCGGGAGAAUUAUCUGUGAAGGUCAUGGCAGGUCUGGUCGAUGUUCAAGCAAAAGGAUCGUACCUGAAAAGUUCAGUGAAAAGCGAAAACUCUGUGGAAAUGUUGGUCCAAAUAUAUUAUCGGACGGUAAGAUUUAAAAUUUUUUUCUCUAUUAAUCAGUUUCUGCAAAUGAAGUUAUUAGCGUGAAGAAUAAAUACCAGGUCCAUCAACUGACAAACUUGUACCACGGCGUAUUAAAAUACCAUGUGUUUUACUACGCCCUGCUUGUACGUUGCCCCUAAGUCGAAAAUAAAAAUCAGGCACCGUCAGUUGAUGAGAAUUAUCCUGUCAAAUUUCAUGACGAUCGGACUCAAAAUGAAGGAGCCUUAGGCUUUUUCGAAUAGGGUCGCCCCUAAGAAGAAGAGAUUAGCAGGGAUUGGGAACCAGUUCCUUGUCCAAAAAUGUUGUUCACUCCUAAAAGCACCAUUUAAAUUAAACUACGUUUUAAGAAGUUGACGACACUCAUAGUUAAUAACGUUAACUACGUUUUAACUGAAGUUUAUUUGUACAACAGACUUAACCAGGGGGACCUGUCGAUAAAGCUAGAGUUAAAGUUAGUCAUUAUUUUCAUUUAACUUUAUUUCAGGUAACUAAGACGAUUACUGAUGACGUAAUGAUACCGAUAAACAACUGGCGCGACAAAAUCGGUAGUGACAGACAUUACGUACGCAGCGUUACAUACGGUGGGUAUUUGAUUGCGACUUUGAAGUAUAUCGCGAAGCAAGAUGAAACGAAAGAAGACAUACAAGCUUCGCUUGAAGUAAACGUGAAUACAAAGAAAGUGAAUGUCGGUAUCAAGGGACAGUUCCAGAGUCUUUCAGAAGCUGCUAGCAGCGUUGCCAACUUGCAGAUCUCUUAUACUUCAUCUGAAUUACCCGAUAACACGCCCAUUGACUUGGACACGAUUCUUGAAGAAAUUAAUAAAUUCCCAGACAAGGUUUGUUUAUAUGGGUUUUCCUUUGUCCGGAGAAAAUUUUCGAAGCAAACAGGUAAAGCCUAGAUAGAUAGAUCGUUUAAUUGAAUCAAUAUUUAGUGUUGUGAACUGAAUUACUAAUGAAUUUACAAACCAGAUGCUACUUAUACUCCUUUACAAUCUCACGAGCAUGCGUAGAUUGUACAUGCUGACGUGUACUGGAUAUUAAUGACAUGAAUUACUAAGAUAUUCCAGGAUAUAGUCAGCAAAGUUAUUAAUUUAUUGAUAGAACUUUAUAAAGUUAAGAAAAGUUUAAAGGCCUCAAAACAAUAUUACGUGACUCAGGAGUAAUUAAAGGCACUGUAAACGUACAUUCUGAGCUUCAUUUUGUUGCAAAUAGAUCUUUUUCGUCAAAGCCAUAUAAUAACAGAUCUUGAUGUCUGUUAUAUGUAAUAUCGCUGUUUAGUACAAGUUAUAGAGACGAAAUUACCACCAUUUGAUUCAGCAUAUAUAACAAUCUAUUGGAAAAAAACAGUUAUGUUUUGGCUUACCAUGCAAUGCAAACGAUUUAUCUUGUGGUUAUUUCGAUUGUGUAAUAAACAGUUUAAAGACUAUACCGGAAGUUGAUCAUACAAACAUUAUGAAAUGUAUCGAAGUCUUUUUUGCCAUAUAACUUCGCUUGCCUAUAAAACCAAGCGUCGCCGGUAACCUCGUUCCCAGGGUCUUUAACAGACCCCUGGGACCGAGGUUGGUGUCGUAGGUUCGAUUCCCACGGUGGUCAAGCAAACGUUUCAGGUUGAUCGAUGUGGACACACUCUGAAACAACAUCAUAAACAUAUAUCUUCACCUGAGUACAGAAACAAAACAUUUGGUAACUUUAUGCAUAAAUGCCGUCCUGUUUUCUUCCAUCAUUCCAUCAAUGGUUGGAGGGCGUGUUAGAAAGCUAAGUUUCAAAACUGAUGGUGCAUUUGUAAUUGCUUUUAAUGAGUUAUUAAAAAGAGACAGGGGAAAAUUCCUGCCCCAAGUGAUUUUGAUGUGUUUAAUACUAUAGAUAAAGAAAAGUAAGGGUGGCAUUGGAGUUCCAAUCGAGGUCGAAGUCCGCGAACUGAAGUAUCUUCAGGGGAACAACGAUCUAGCCUACGUUAUAAGCGGCCUGAUCGCUGGAAAGGUUGCUAGGUUUGAGACGAUGUUUGCGGACUUGGAGACGACCUAUGACGCGGUGACCAACUUGGUAACAGAUCCAAAACAUCAAAGAAUGGAUGACCAACUAGCACAGAUAUACGGACAGUUUCAAGGAAAUAUAGACAGAAUAAGAAAAUUGUUUUAUAAAGCCGUCGCUGAACUAAACCUUGAUGAAAAACCGGGAGAGCUGGGUGCGCUCUCGAAAGCUUUUGAAGCCUACGUUAACGGGGAUAAAGGCUUUGUUCCUGGAAAAUAUUCAAGGCAGUUAAAACGACUACAAGUAGAGGAGCCUUUGCCAGUGCCUGUGGUAAGUCAUCAUACUAUGAUUUAUUUUUUUUCUUGCAGUCCGAAGUCAUAUUUUACGCUUUUCUGCAAUCUGAUUGGCUACGUGAGCGGUCCGUAUGAGCCCGUACGGACCGCGCGAGAUUUAAUGCCGUAGAGCCAAUGUUUCUAUUUUUAAAAAUUUAAAGACGAGUUUAAAGGCUACUUUUUAAAAUAUUAAAAUGUCUGCAGACGAUGAAGAACAUAGUGAAAGCGAAUUUUACUAUCUCACAAAAGAUAUUACUCUUCCCGAUAGCAUUGAUAGAAACGACGUUUUAUUUGGCAGCUUCAUUCGCGUGCGGGAGGAGUGAUUGGGGAAAUCCAGAGGAGGAAUUAAAAAAAAUAAAAAUAUUAUUUACCGGUAUGGUCGGUCCGUAUAGAGAAAUAUUUCUCUCGGUCUUAAAAACGUCCCUCGGCCUUCGGCCUCGGGCCGUUUUUAAGACCUCGAGAAAUAUUUCUCUAUACGGACCUCCAAUCCGGUAAAUAACAUAUAUAUAUUUUGCAGUGUAUUGAAACGUAAAUCUCGAAAUGAAUAACUUAUAUAGAGUAAAACGUUUGCAUUAAGUUUACCGAUUUAUUUUAAGACGACCUCGUACCCAGGGCUUUUUGCUUCCGUGGUUGGAUGGCAAGCGAAAAGGGCACCCUGAAUUUUAGAGUGUUGUAGUAUGAUAAUUAUAAAUAUCAGUGUAUUGGGUGUCUCACUCUCGAUACAAGUAGUUGUUGAAAGGUCUGUAGAUGCAAAUUAUGAGUGAGAAUUUUAUACAUUUAUUAAACCUGACCAGGAGCAGUAAAAAACAGAAAGUUCUCCCAUUUUAAACAACCGGCCCUGCCAGGCGGAGUAAUUAUAUCGUAACACUGACUAUUCUUAUAUAUCUUUUAGGAAUUUAAGUUGAAAAAGAGACAGGUAA